Messenger RNA from Rubroshorea leprosula, 776 nucleotides. The record is from the annotation of a GenBank genome assembly. Lineage: Eukaryota; Viridiplantae; Streptophyta; Magnoliopsida; Malvales; Dipterocarpaceae.
CGGAUUCCCCUUCCUCAGGUUUUCUCUUUUACUCUGUUUGCAAUGCUCUAAAAUAGGGGCACGAGAGCAACUUGGAUCCAAAAGGCUGCAGAUCAGGUCCUGGGUGACGAUUUACUCUCCUUUCUGCCGGUGGUUGUGGGUGUCAAUACGAAUGGCAGAUGAAGAAAUUGGGUCUAUGCUUAAUCGGGUCCGUCUUUCAGAAGAUGAGAACGGCCACCUAGACAAUAGCUGUGAAAUAGCCAACGAUGAUCUUGAUCUUUUGGAUGAAACCUUUAUUGCAACUACACAGUCUCUAGCCGGUGAUAUGAUUGCAGGAAACCAGGAGCAUUAUGAGACUAUAGCUAAUGUUGCAAGCCAGGUAGAAGGACAUAAUGAUCAUGCUGCUGGGGAUCUGGAGGCAAAUAAUAACGUGACCAACAAUGCAAGCCAAAUGGAAGGGCACAAUGCUAUUGGUGUGGGAGAAAUUGCAUAUGAAACAGUUCAGCCCCUUCCUACUACUGUAAGAGAAAUGGCUUCGGCAGGGAAUAUGGAACAUGUUGAUGGUUUGCCAGGUUUGAUGAGUGACCGAUUAGUGGAGAUCCCCUUAGCCCUUGGUUUAGAUGCUAUUGAAUAGUUACCAAGGCACGAAAAUGGAGCAAAAGGAGGUAGGGGCAAAUGGAAACGAAUCGAGUAUGAGGUGGGGUCCUCGGUGCAUAUGGAAAAACUUACUCAAGGAAAAAGAAAGGGUAAUACAGCAAGUUUGGGGAACAAAAGGCUAAUAAGGUGCUAUUAAAUAA